AUGCCGUCCAUAUUCCUGAGCACCCAGUGGCUCGCCCAUCACAGGGAUGCGGGCGCACAGCACAUAGAGGUCUCGGGUGUGGGACAAGACCCCACAACUCAGCUGUCAGUGGGCCCCUACCUGUCUGGGCUUCUCCCAGUCACAGAAACCUGCCCAACCGCACACGCAACCACCCAGCAGGCCCGAGGGGUGGAACAGCCCGAGGGGAGGGGCCUGGGUUCAGCCUGCCAGGACAGCGGCUGCGCGGAAGAGUGGCCUGUUGGAGCCUUUGGGAUUUUGACAGGCGGUGCCCGUGCGCCUCCUGGGGGCCGUACCAGACUGCUGCAGCCCGCCACCUGCCUCCUUGCCGACUCAUCCGCAGUCAGGCCAGUAAUGCGAGCUCAAGGGAGGGAGCCGCAGUGUGCCCUGGGUACUCCCUUCCACCCGUACCAGCUGCCCUCUGGCCAGAUACAGCCCAGCAGUAGGGAGCAGAUCUGGUCACAACGGGCAGCUUGGUGGGUCCAGGUUGGUGAGUGGGCCUUAUCUACACAGACAGACCGCCCCAGGAUGCAGCAGCCUGAGACCCCUCGGGACCCGGAGGAGGAGGCUGCCUUCACUGGGACCCAGAGGACUGACUGUAUCAUCUGUUACUCAGCUUACGACCUGGCCGGGCACCUGCCCCGCCGCCUCUACUGCGGUCACACCUUCUGCCAGGCUUGUGUGCGGCGGCUAGACGCCCCGGCCCAUGAGCAACGCUGGAUUGCUUGCCCUCAGUGCCGUCAGAGCACACCCACGCCACGUGGGGGGGUGGCCAUGCUGGACCUUGACCUGGCCACCUUCCUGGCUGUCAAGGCUGAGCGGGAACCCCGGCCUCCUGGGUCCCUCAAAGGUGGCACCACCAUCAUCACGCAGCAGCCAGCCAGCCUCUGCCCCAGCUUGGGCCCCCAGCCCCGCUUCCCACGGCCCAGACACUGCUGCUUCUGCUGCUGGGACAUCCCGGGCAGCCCCGAGGUCUGA
Messenger RNA from Chrysochloris asiatica (Cape golden mole), 996 nucleotides. RefSeq lists its product as uncharacterized. Lineage: Eukaryota; Metazoa; Chordata; Mammalia; Afrosoricida; Chrysochloridae. The record is from RefSeq and is a predicted model, not a curated record. The transcript is spliced from 6 exons. Bases 1 to 996 code for a protein of 331 amino acids.